AUGCCCGAGUUGCACAACCGCGAGAAGGUCCUCGUGCAGUAUCGCCUCCUCAAGGACUUCGAUGACUUGCGUCGCCGUGGGAUCCCUGGCAUUGACGUGCGGGUCAUGGAAGACAACAUUUAUGAGUGGCACGUCACCAUGAGCCCUAUCUCCGGCCACUUCAGUGGGCUCCGCAUCCACAUGGUGCUCCUCCUGCCCGAGGACUACCCCAGGAAGCCCCCAAAAGUCGAGCUCUACAACUUCCUUCCGCACGCCAACGUCUUCCGGGAUUUCCUCCAGAGCACAUCUUUGGCAUGGGCCCACUAUUGGCAGGGGAGCAGCCCAUCUCGUGGGAAGUAUGUCCUUUGCACAGACCUCCUAGAGCUGAAACCUCCGCCCUUGGACCCAAACGACUCCAGGAGGCACGAGGGUUGGAGUCCCUCUUACAGCGUGGAAGCUGUUCUUGUGCAGCUCCAGUGCCUGCUCUUUGAUGACUACGUGCAUUCAGACCUCGGUCCUCACAUCAACAC
Molecule: messenger RNA, 509 nt
Organism: Symbiodinium necroappetens
Lineage: Eukaryota; Dinophyceae; Suessiales; Symbiodiniaceae
Source: the annotation of a GenBank genome assembly